UCAGACACACUGCUAGGAUACUGCCUCUACUCGCUGAAGCAGAAUCCUCUGAAGAGUUGCUGAGGCAGAACUGAAAUCAUGGCUCACCUCAAAGAAGCAGCAGUAUUGGCCGUUAAUGAUGCCUCACACAGAAAGACGGUGCUCCUUUAACUCGGGGUUUUAAAGGGAAGUUUCUAAGCCUGAAACAACAGCUUUAGACCUGGGGUGUGCCAUCAGCUGCCUUGCAGCUACCACUGUCUACUGCUUUCACACAGCGUGGUCGGGAAGAAUGGAAACUAAAGAGGCUUGUAACUACCUGUAACUGUUCCACCAGGAAAUGGAUCAAGUGUUUGUUCAGCCAGAGCCAGUAUUAAAAUUAGACUCUAUUUCCUGAGCACCCACAAAUGGACCUGACAAAGGGAAGACACAGAUGUACUGCGUGAUGAGGAAAGCCUAUCAGGAUUAAAAUAUGGCUAUAACUCAGCCUCUCCAGAGUGCAGCCACCAUGACCUCCGCAGAUUGAUGAUGGAAGAAAAGAAAACCAGGAUAUCCUGUGCUCUGGCUUCCCUGGACCAUGGAUGGAGGACAGCCCAUCCCUUCGUCCCUAGUACCCCUUGGGAACGUAUCAGCAGAUUCUAGCAUGUCCCUGGAGCAGAAAACGACAUUUGUUUUUGUGAUUUUGUUGUUUAUUUUCUUGGGCAUUCUCAUUGUCCGGUGCUUCCGGAUUCUUUUGGAUCCAUAUCGAAGCAUGCCAACCUCUACCUGGGCUGAUGGACUUGAAGGCCUGGAGAAAGGGCAGUUCGACCAUGCUCUUGCUUAGGAGGGAUGGUGUGGGAUCUCCUCCUGAGGAGAUGAAGUGCUUUGUGUCUUGGCGAGGAUUCCCUUUAUUUAGUGUUCUCAACAAAUCAAAUUUAAACAAUAUUUGGUCCCAGGACCAUAAUCCAUUAUUCCAUAAAUAUGCAGUUGGGUUAAAGACAUUUGAGGAUGUUGGAAAUGGACACUUAUAUAACUAAUCCAACAUAAGAAGGUUUAAAUUUUUAUGUUUGCUCAAUGAAUGAGUACUCUUAAAAUUGUGUGAUUGUGAAACCAAGAGCGUUAAUACUGACAUAGAUUUGCCAUCAAACAAAACACCACCUGAUCUGACUAAAGAAUAAAAGACUAGAAAGGAUCUCAUAUGAAUCUGGUGACAAGGCCAGGAAGAGAUUUCCUUGCUCUAAUUAUGUCUAUAUUUGUUUUAUUUCAUGGGCACCUAUCUGGGUCCUGAGCAGAAUGAGGAAGAUUGUGCUGAAUGGACCCAAAGUAGUUUCUUGUUUUCUCCUAAAGCAGGGAGCUUUGGGAAGCAAUGGGAAAGCUUAAAAGAGAUGAUUCUGUCCUCGGUAAAUGUGAGUGAGAAUAGCGUUUUGUUUUUCAAGUAAAACUUAAUCCAAAGGCUACAAAGUUUUAAAAACUAUUUACCAAGCCAACUACAUUAUAUGUAUUCAUAUUAAUAACAUGUGUAGAGGUAGCUAUAUAUUACUUGAAUUUACACUUUACACAAAUGAUUUAAAAAAUAGGUUGCAAGUGCAGCUGAAAGUUUUUUUUAAUGAAAAGUUAAUUGUUUAGAGGAGAAGACUUUUAUAGUCUUCAGAGGAAUGUGUAUUUAUGAUUGUAUAUAGUCACCAAAUAAAACUUUUCAAGAAACA
Messenger RNA from Gorilla gorilla gorilla (western lowland gorilla), 1661 nucleotides. It is a transcript of the gene CTXN3, whose product is annotated as cortexin 3. The coding region runs from base 554 to 799 and encodes 81 amino acids. The transcript is spliced from 3 exons. Lineage: Eukaryota; Metazoa; Chordata; Mammalia; Primates; Hominidae. The record is from RefSeq and is a predicted model, not a curated record.